UCAUCUCUCUUUCCUCUCUCUCUCUCUCUCUCUCUCAAUAUGACAAUGGAAUUGAAGGUCGAAGUUGUCGCCAAAGAAACCAUCAGACUGUCGUCACCGACACCAGACCACCUGAAGAAUUUCAAGCUCUCCGUCUUCGACCAACUCGCUCCCAUCCUCUACACCUCCGUCCUCUUCUUCUACACCUCGAACACAAACGCUUCGUCUCACCACCGAUCGAGUUGUCUCAAGUCGUCGCUGUCGGACGUGCUCACUCGCUUCUACCCCCUCGCCGGAAGGAUUAGGGACAAUCUUUCUGUCGACUGUGAAGACGGUGGUGCCGAGUUCGUUGACGCCAAAGUCAACUGCCCUCUCUCCCACAUCCUUGACCGCCCCUGCCCAGUCUCGCUGCGUAAGCUCCUCCCGAUCGACACGGAGUCCCCAGAGGCCUCCACGGGCCGCCUCUUGCUCGUCCAGGCCAAUGCCUUUGGCUGUGGUGGCCUCGCCGUUGGGGUCUGCGUUUCCCACAAGAUCGCUGAUGCCUCCACUCUUAGCACCUUCAUCAAGGCAUGGUCUGCCGCUGCCCUCCUCAGCGAUGUCAACGUUGGUAUUGAAAUCCCGCCACUUGACACGGCAUCAGCGCGGUUCCCACCUUUGGUAGAAUUGGCUGCCAUUUUGCCCACAGUGGUGCUCCCGAAGGCGAGGUGUGUGACAAGGAGGUACGUGCUCGACCCAGCAAAGAUCACCCCGCUUGCUGCCAGUGAGGCUGUGCCAGACCCGACCCAGGUGGAGGCUGUGGUGGCCCUUGUGUGGAGGUGUGUAGCCCGCGCUUCAAGGAAGAAUGACCCCGGGCGGCGAUCACUGCUUUCCCAAGCAGUGAACCUCCGGGGGCGGCUCCCAGAGCCACUUCCAGAGACCACGAUCGGGAACUUCGUCGGGGGCUUCACGGUGGAGAUGCCGCCCCAAGCAGAGGAGAGGGAAAUGGAGCUGAAGAAGUUGGUGAGCGACAUGAGGGAGGCGAAGAGGGAGUACUUCGAUAACUACACACCAAGGCUGAGCGGUCUCGUAGUGGGCUGCAUGGCGGUAGUCGAGGCUGCUGCCAAAUUCGGCGCGCUGAUCAACAGCGGAGACGUCGACUUCUACAACUGCAGCAGCUGGUGUGGCUUCGGGCUCUACGAGGCCGCUGACUUUGGGUGGGGGAGGCCGGCAUGGAUCAGCUUCGCGGGCGUGGAGUACAAGAACAGCAUUGUCCUGGUGGACGCGAGGGACGGUGGCACGAUUGAGGCCUGGCUGACGCUGAGCCAAGAAGACAUGCACGUGCUCGACGCGGAUGAGGAGCUGCUCCGGUUUGCUUCCGUGAACCCCAGCGUCUCCGGCUCGUGAAUUGCGUGAGAAUUUUUAUUGCUCGAGUGCGUAAAAACUGGAGUGGAUAAUCAUAGGCUCGUCCUGUAUUGACAGGGGACGUCACGAGAUAGAUCCGGGGACUGAAAUUUGAUGCAUAUUUGAACGAGAUAGAUCUGGCGAAUAAAAUUGAUACACAAGCUAGAACGAGCUUAAUUAAUAUGUACUUUUGGCAUAGACUUAUGGUUUAUAGAUAUCACAGGAUAAAUCGAUCGUGUUUCUAGUUUAUUCCUUCGGUUGUCUUGUGCAUAUGCAUA
Messenger RNA from Eucalyptus grandis, 1637 nucleotides. Its product is annotated as BAHD acyltransferase BIA1. The record is from RefSeq and is a predicted model, not a curated record. Lineage: Eukaryota; Viridiplantae; Streptophyta; Magnoliopsida; Myrtales; Myrtaceae. The coding region runs from base 40 to 1362 and encodes 440 amino acids. The transcript has a single exon.